AUGUCAGAAAGCAAUGUUGUUCAUAUAAAAGCUCCAGUAACGGUUGUAGGCGAUAUCCAUGGUCAAUAUUACGAUUUAAUUGAAAUAUUUCGAAUUGGUGGUUAUUGCCCAGACACAAAUUACUUAUUUCUUGGCGACUAUGUUGAUAGAGGAUUAUUUAGUAUCGAAACAAUAUCAUUAUUAACAUGCUUAAAAUUGAGAUACCCAGAUCGUGUGCAACUUGUAAGAGGAAAUCAUGAGUCGAGGGCAGUGACUCAGACAUAUGGAUUCUAUGCGGAAUGUAUGAGGAAAUAUGGCUCCAUGCAGGUGUGGAAGUACUUUACAGAUAUGUUCGAUUACUUGACACUAUCAGUCGUUAUUGAUAAUAGCAUUUUUUGUGUACAUGGAGGUCUAUCGCCAACCAUACACGUUGUAAAUCAGAUUAAGGUGAUAGACAGAUUUAAAGAAAUACCACAUGAAGGCGCAAUGGCAGAUCUUGUUUGGUCUGAUCCGGACCCAGAUAAAGAAGAUUUUGCUAUAUCAGCUAGAGGAGCAGGCUAUACGUUCGGAAAAGCAGUGGUGAAUCGUUUCUUGCAUUUAAAUAGUAUGGAUCAUAUAUUGAGAGCACAUCAAUUAUGUAAUGCGGGAUAUCAAGUUCUAUUUGAUGACAAACUAUCUACGGUUUGGUCAGCGCCUAACUAUUGUUACCGUUGUGGCAAUCUGGCGUCAAUAUUAGAGGUGAGCGCGAAUGGUGAAAGGUAUUUCAAUGUAUUUGAUGCUGCGCCCGAAAAUGAUAGAGUAUUAGACAAUUCAGCAUUAUCUGGAAAGGUACGAAAACCAACCAGUGGGAAAAGAAUCUCGACUCUAAGAAUCGUUAAACAGUCUCUGGAAAUCAUUCUAAGCAACCAGGACUCAAAGCAGAUAUUCUAUUUCCUGUUAUUGAAUCUGUCAUAUAUGUUUGUACAAUUGGCAUAUGGUGUUUGGACUAAUUCCUUAGGUCUAAUUUCAGAUGCUAUCCACAUGUUUUUUGAUUGUUUAGCUUUGGGUAUUGGUUUAUUUGCCGCUGUCAUGAGUAAAUGGCCUUCUAAUUCAGAAUAUUCAUACGGCUAUAAUCGUAUCGAAACUGUAGCAGCUUACUUCAAUGGUGUGUUUUUGGUCCUUAUAUCAUUGUCUAUUGUAGGCGAGGCUAUACAAAGAUUGAUCAAUCCUCCCAUGAUGAACACGCAUCGUCUAUUAUUUAUCAGUUUCAUUGGGUUGGUUGUCAAUUUAGUGGGUAUCUUUGCAUUUAAUCAUGGACAUGCACAUGGACAUAGUCAUGGUCACGACCACGGUCACGGACAUGGACACGGCCAUCACCAUCAUCACGGCCAUAACCACGGACAUAGUGCCAAUAUGCAAGGUGUUUUUUUACACAUCAUGGCAGAUACUCUAGGCUCCGUUGGUGUCAUUGUGUCUACAUUACUCAUCAAAUGGUUUGGUUGGACAGGCUUUGACCCCAUUGCUUCUCUUUUCAUUGCUACUCUUAUUAUUUUAUCUGUAAUACCCUUAAUCAAGCAAUCUGCCGCUGUUCUUAUGUUGGAGCUCAAUGACGAUACGGUCACUGUUGUCGAAGGCACUCUAGAAGAGAUUAAAAGCAAUAUUGACGGCAUUAUAAACUUUGAUCAAGUGCGAUUCUGGCCUUAUGAGGCAGAAACAAUGAUAGGAUCUCUUCAUGUCCACGUCAAGGAUGAUGUUAAAGAUACCCAAGCCAUUCGACAGCAAGUUACAGAAUGGCUUAUGAGCCAUAUUGAGGGUUUAAGAGAAGUGUGUGUUCAAGUAGAAUACCAAACUGCUGUGUUGGAGAGAAAAAAUCAACGUUUUACAGUUCCUCAAGGGGGCUUUUUCCAUACACCAGUGUAUUCGAGUAUUUCAUCAAUGAAUAAUGCGUAUGUGAAUCACAGAACAGCUAUUAUGGCAGAUAAUACGCCUAAUUUCCACUCUCAUCAUUCCCACUCCCAGUAUCAUUUAUCAAGUUCGUCUCCCAACACAACAGCAAUGGAUGCAAUCAAUCAGAAUACACCUAUACCACCUAAUCCUACUUCUGCUGCUUUUACCAAUCAAUCUCACCUACCGUCUGCUGCAUCUGGCGCUGCUUCCACUGUGAUGGCUGCUCUUCAAAAGCAAACCAAAAAAGAGUAA
Mycotypha africana is the source of this 2157-nucleotide messenger RNA. Its product is annotated as Metallo-dependent phosphatase-like protein. The record is from RefSeq and is a predicted model, not a curated record. Gene Ontology annotation, biological process: intracellular zinc ion homeostasis; transmembrane transport; zinc ion transport. Bases 1 to 2157 code for a protein of 718 amino acids. Gene Ontology annotation, cellular component: membrane; Golgi apparatus. Lineage: Eukaryota; Fungi; Mucoromycota; Mucoromycetes; Mucorales; Mycotyphaceae. Gene Ontology annotation, molecular function: hydrolase activity; zinc ion transmembrane transporter activity. The transcript is spliced from 11 exons.